Morus notabilis is the source of this 318-nucleotide messenger RNA. RefSeq names its product zinc finger A20 and AN1 domain-containing stress-associated protein 4. Bases 1 to 318 code for a protein of 105 amino acids. The record is from RefSeq and is a predicted model, not a curated record. The transcript has a single exon. Lineage: Eukaryota; Viridiplantae; Streptophyta; Magnoliopsida; Rosales; Moraceae. Gene Ontology annotation, molecular function: DNA binding; zinc ion binding.
AUGGCGGAAGAGCACAAAUGCCAAGCGCCGGAGGGACACCGCCUAUGCGCCAACAACUGCGGCUUUUUCGGAAGUCCGGCCACCAUGAAUCUCUGCUCCAAAUGCUACAGAGAUUUCUGCCUCAAGGAGCAACAACAGGCCUCGAUCAAAUCCACCGUCGAAAACUCUCUCUCCGCAUCUUCUUCUUCCGCUUCCUCUUCCUCUCCUUCUCUCUCCUCUUCCUUGAAAAUGGCGAUCGAGCCUCUUUCUCUCUCUUCUCCUCCGCCGCCGCCGGGGGCGAUUUUACCUCGGAGCGCACAGGACGGCAUCGUGUCGUAG